Molecule: messenger RNA, 3080 nt
Organism: Pantherophis guttatus
Lineage: Eukaryota; Metazoa; Chordata; Lepidosauria; Squamata; Colubridae
Source: RefSeq, a predicted model, not a curated record
UGGGGUGGGAAUGGGGAUUUUGCAAUAUAUUUCCCCCAGGAGUGGGGAAGGAAUGGGGAUUUUGCAAUAUACUUCCCCCAGGAGUGUGGAGGGAAUGGGGAUUUUGCAAUAUACUUCCCCCAGGAGUGGGGAGGGAAUGGGGAUUUUGCAGUAUCCUUCUCCUGCCAUGCCCACCAAGCCACACUAUGCCCACCAAGCCACGCCCACAGAACUGGUAGUAAAAAAAAAAUUGGAUUUCACCACUGAAAUAGGGCCUACCUGAGUCUUCCCUUAAUGGGCAAGGGUGUGUGGGGGAGGUCACCAUGGAGGUCAGGCCCACAAACAGCAGGCUGGGAGGGCCCAGAUGAGCAGCAGGAGCAGCAGAAGUAGUAUCUUGCCCAGAUGUGGUGGCCCACUUGCUGGGGGCCUGCUGUGUGACAAUAAGAUGUUGGGGAGGAUGGAGCUGCAGGGCAGACCCUCCCCCCACCAUUCUGCUCUUUGCUCUCCUCCCUUUCCAGGCUCCCCCUCACACUCCCUGUGCUACUUCUACCUGCAUCUGCCAGAGCCCAGCUGGGGGCUGCCCCAGUCCUUCAUUAGGGGCUACCUGGAUGACCAGCCCAUCGCUCGCUUUGACAGCCUCACCAGGAAGAUGGAGCCUCUGGUGCCCUGGAUGGAGGAGGUGGAGAAGGAGGCCUUUCUGGCCCCUGAAAGAGUCUUCAGGGCUGACCUAGAGAAGUUAUCAAAACUGGACCACCAGGCUGAAGGGCUUCACACCUGGCAGGUGGUUUUGGGCUGUGAGCUCAUGGAAGAUGGGAGCAAAGGAUGGUUUUUGCACUACGGCUACAAAGGGAUGGACUUCAUCAGCUUUGAUAAGGAGACCCUGAGAUGGGUGGCAGCUCAGCCCCAGGCCCAGAAGGUCAAGGACAAGUGGGAGGAGGAUCCAGGAUGGUCUGAGAGAAACAAAUUUUUCCUGGAGGAGACCUGCAUUGAGGGGCUGCAGAGCUACCUCUCCUACAGGAACAAGACUCUGCAGAGGAUCGAGCCCCCAGUGGGGAAGGUGACUCGCAAAGUGGUGGAUGACAGCCUGGAGGUCCUCAUCUGCCAGGCCUUUGGCUUCUACCCCGAGGAGAUCCGGGCCACCUGGACGAGGGACGGAGAGGCCUGCAAGUAUGAGACCCUCCCUAGGAACGUGGUCCCUAACUCGGAUGGGACCUAUUAUGUCUGGCUCAGCAUUGAGAUCGACCCCAAGGAGAGGCACCGUUUUCAGUGUCACCUGGAGCACGAGGGCCUGCAGGAGCCCCUGAUAUUAGCUUUCAAGGAGGAAACAGGGCGGUGGAUUUUUGGGGUGAUCGUGGUUGCCAUUGUUUUGGGAGCUGGGAUUCUCUUCCUGUUAGGCUUCUUGUGCAGAAUACUCAGAAAUUAUCUCCACCCGAAAGUGACAACUUGCCGUGAUCAGGCUCCUUCACAAAGCAUUCUUUAUUCCCCUGGCACGAUGCAGAAGUUGAGAUUCAAAGACCAUUCUUGCCCCAAACUAACAACAUCAGAGUACAAGGCAUCUCAUGGACUGCAAAAAACGUGGACUGAUCCAGGAAUCACUGUGUUGUCAUUGCACAAGCAAGAAGGAAAACAGCUUCAAAAAUCUAAAAUGUGGAAUGGGAGAGACCUCUCCAGGCCACGCCCAAAGCAACAGCAACCUUAACUCUGGAUUCCAGGCCAUCUAAAGCCCUCCAAAACCAAAAAACUCAGUAACCCCAAAAGAAACAACCGAUAGUUAUCUAUAGCACACACUGUAAGACCAGCAAAGCGCAUCUAACACCAGCUAGCAGUUGGGAGACAUGAUGAAAACUCCUUCAGUUCACAAUUUGUGGAUAGACUCCACCAUAGUUUCAACUGGGAAACUGUGAGCUUCCUCAAUCAAGCCAAAUUCAGAAAAAAUGGCAGAGAAUUCCUGGAGGCCUGGCACUUACUGUAGACAAUUAAUUGGCCAUCAACAGGCACAUGGAGAUAAACAACAUCUAACAAUCCAAAACCCCAAAAGGAAAAAUACUAAAACACCAGCAAUCAACACCUAUAUGAGCAGAAAUUAACAUCAAGAUCAACACAAGACCAACAAUCAAGUAAACAACAUCCCAAUCGAGCAGUUACCCCAAAUCAGACAAAGAAGCUAACAGUAAACAACAGCUUAAUCAUGGAAUCUCCAAGAACAUUCCCACCAACAUUGACAGGGAAAACCACAAGUACAUAAAAAUAAGACCAAAUCCUGCUCCCUUCUAGCACUGAUGAUGUUACCUAGUUUGGUAAUGAAAUGUCUCUCAGAGAGCACCAAGGACCCGGCUGCAGGAGGUGUUAAGCAUCUGGCAAUCCCCUCCGUGUGAGGCAAGGAGCAGAUCCAAUGCCACGUGAUUUUCCUUGACUUUGGCCCCAGAUCUGUUCCUCCCUGCAGGAGUCUUAUAUCUCUGGUUGGGGAGAUCACAGCUAGUCCCACUUGAGCAGAGACAUGAAUGAUGGCGCUCUCCAGCUUUGUCACUCCCAACCCCGGGGAAAGUCUCCUUACAAAGGAAUGGAGUCAAGGAGGCAUUGGAGUUUUGCUUAGGGAGAUGCAGGGAUGGAGAUGGGGGCCUCAGGGUCUUGUGAAUGCUUACUGCGGGGAUAUGAGAAAUCAUUGUGCACAUCGAUUUUCAAGAAGAGAUUUUUAAGAAGACAUUUGUCUGAAAUGGUAUAGAGUCUCCUGCUUGAGCAGGGGGUUGGGCUAGAAGACCUCCAAGGUCCCUUCCCGCUCUGCGAUUCUGUUAUAUUGUCCUGAAGAGCUUUGUAAAUCUUGUCCCACGUUGCCAAUACAAUCUCUUUGUAUAGGUGUACUGGAAACAUACUGUAUAGCAGUGAUGGCUAACUUUUUUGCCAUCGCGUGCCAGGAGAGGGGUAGGUGGGGAAGGUUCACGCGUGUGCGUGCCCACACUCAUAAUUCUAUGCGCCCUCCCUGCGCAUGCGCGUUCAACCCCCCUCCCCCCCGCUCCUGGCACACCUGGUAGGCCCAUUUUUCUUUCUUACCUGGCUCCAGAUCCUCUAUGCAUCUGGGAAGGGCGAAAACAACCUUUCCCACU